Messenger RNA from Nothobranchius furzeri (turquoise killifish), 2964 nucleotides. RefSeq lists its product as uncharacterized. The record is from RefSeq and is a predicted model, not a curated record. NCBI's taxonomy places the organism in Eukaryota, Metazoa, Chordata, Actinopteri, Cyprinodontiformes, Nothobranchiidae.
UGUGUUAUGUAACGGAUCCAGAGUUUCUCGUCCUCUUGGUGAAGUUUGGACUGACAUGAGCGGAUCAUUCAGCCGUGCGUCUGCAUUUCCACGAAUAAAAAAUUCGGGUCGAUUACUUUAAUUUAUUUUUUUUUGGCCAAAUAUUAAAAGUUAAUUUAGACUCCUGUCGCCAGAUGUCAGUUUUAUUGGGUGAUGUUUAACCCUGAAAGUUUUCGGCCAGAAGAAGAAAAGUAGGAGUUUGCGUUUUACCAAAUCAGACGCGCGGUGAUGGGGAGCGGCGCAAGCAGGGGGAAGAAAGUCGCGCCGUGUGUUACAAACGUGACCAGCACUGGACCAGGUGUUGCUUCAUCCAAACUUGACAGAGGUCCGUUUAAAAACAUCAAAACUCGAACCGCUUUGCGGAAUGCGCGGAGCCGUGAGCAUCCGGACAGCUUCACCAAAAGACAUGGCUCGGACUUCUCUGGAGACGAGGAUGGCGCAGUUCUGGCAGAUGAAGAAAAUCGAAAUGGGUUUUUUGUUAAGAUAUCUCCUCCAAAAAGAACUUUUCUCAGAUCUAAAACAUACGGACUGUGUCAUUUUAGCCAAGAAGACUCCGAGGACGCGAUCGGUUCUUCUAAACGGUCAGAGGAGCCACGUCCUGCUGCGUCAAAGGACGUAAAUAAGAGGAGGCAACACACACCUGGGGCCUCCAUUCAGCAAGAUAUGUUAUCAGGGAAAUUUCUGGAGAGUGUGCCUACGCCAGAAAAACAGUUAAUCCACUCUUGCAGGACUUCUAGCUGCUGCCAUAAUCCUUCCCUUGCCACGCCAGUCAUCCUGUAUGACGGAUCAGAAGAGGAGCUGAUGGAUGCUAUUGAAAAAGAGUUUAGCUGACAGUUCAGUGUAUUCAUGAGUCACGAAGCACAGUACCAGCCAUGUUUGAGCACAACAGAAACAUGAACAGAUGGCUCUGUUAGUGCUGACCCGGUGUGUUCGCCGACAGGCCUCCACGGCUUGUUGUUUGGGAAAGCAAGUUGAUAUGUCAUCCAUAUUAUUCCUGCCGGUCUCCCUCACAGUGUGCGUUUCUGUUACUUAUUACCAGAGGUGUGACCAAGUCACUGCUUUGCAAGUCACAAGUAAGUCACAAGUCUUUCCAGUCAAGUCUCGAGUCAAGUCCAAGAUAGCCAAGUCCAAGUCGUGUCUGAAGUCAAUAAUGUGGAAGUCCAAGUCAAGUCCUUAACUUUGCAUUUUCAAGUCAUAAUCAUGUCAUCUGUCCAACUUUAAUUUAAUGACAAUGAUAAUAAAUAAAUUCCAGAAUUAAAGCUUCUUAAAGCUUUAUUUAUUUGCUCAAACAAGCAGAAAGUGCAACUGAAAUCGAUUAUAAACAAAGUGCUGCUGCAUUUAGCAGAACAAGAUCACACCCAGAAUGAAGAAUGAUUUAUGAUUUUUGUCCAUGUCGUGCCACUUUUGUGUUAAAAUAUCAAGUCAUCAUCAAGUCAACAGAUGCAAGUCGAUUCAAGUCGCAAGUCAUUGGCGUUCAAGUCCGAGUCAAGUCGUAAGUCUUUAUAGAUUUAAUCAAGUCAAGUCAGAAGUCAUUAAAAUAAUUACUCUAAUCUGACUCGAGUCCAAGUCAUGUGACUCAAGUCCACACCUCUGCUUAUUACUUACAUCAUUAUAACUUGUCUGCUAAUAUUUGAAGACCAACUUAACUUUCAAUACAUUUGCAGUGUAGUACAAAUUAUUGCCUUGUGAGUGGGUUUCUAUGGGGAAAAAACCUCUGGCGCUACUGUUUCAGGAAGUAGAAGUUAGUCGAAAGAGAGAGGAGCGGAAAAAAGCCAGAUCUGGAGAUUUAUUUCCUGAUUUUCUGACAUCUCGCCACUGAUUGGUUAACAGCAAAGCGACUACCUCUGACUUGGUUCACUUUGCAACUUAGAUGUUUUAUCUACAAAAAUAACAAAAGCCUGAAGGAUGUCUGCCAUGUUGUUGAGUUGCUAAUGCUAACGGUUAGCUUCUUCUAGCUGAGACGUUCUCUCCCCCGGAUGCUAAAUCAAUAACAGCCUUCCUCGUUGCAAUACAAGAUGGGCGAAUUAACGUUAAUAAAGUUAUUAGUGUGCCGUAGAUCUGUGGGGCUUUUUCUGACCAGAGCAUUUCCCUGUGUUUUCUAUCGGCGGCUAAUCUAGCAAACAGGGAAAGAAGACUAUUUUCAGGUUUGAAAAAUAAAAAAGUUUCUCAGUGAACUUGCUCUUUAAACAAGAUUUCAGAGUUUUCUGGCUGCUUUAAACCUUCAGUUUGGGAUGGUACAGGAGCUCUUUUUGACCGUGCUAAAGAUAUCUCGAGAACCAGGAUUUAAAUGUAAAUGUUUAUUUAAGGUUUCCUUCCUGACCACACUUCCUGAACUCAUGAAGAAGGAAUGUAGCACCAGAGAAACGAGUCAUAUAGCGCCGCUGCAUUUCUGCUGACAAAAUUCAGCCAUUAUUAAAGACAAAAAUACAAACAUGGAUGUUUGUUUUGCACGUGUCCUUUAAAAAGUACAGUUCAAAGAUAAAAUGACAGCUUUUAACUUUUUUUGCUGGUUGUGGGUUAAACAAGUAAUAUUCUAAUAAUCAGCAUCACACAGAAAAACUUCCCAACAGCUUAUUUAAUUGCACCACUUAAAUGAAUGCCUGGUUACAGUUUUUGUUAGCAGACUUUACAAAAUAAAAUUUCUAUAUGUAAAACUAAAUAAAAACACCAUAAAUUAUUCCACAAUGUAUUUUUUCUUUUCUUUUUUACAAAUUAAAAUGGUCAAACUCUGGUAAGAAACAUAAAAUCUUGCACUCUUUUUGGCAUUUAAGAUGAUUCCUAACUAAUAUUCUGCUUCUUGGAAGGCCUGUAGAAAGAAAUCCUCUUCUGUAGAGCCUUGAGAAGUUUUGGAGGUAGAAGAGGAAGCUGAUUUCUCAGCUUCUCUGAGUUUCUCACAUUCUUUGCAAUGUAAUCCUCACAAAUCCU